GUGCUGUACAAUGUGCAUGCCAUUUUUCUUUUAUAUCUGAAUAUUUAUUGUAGGGAUUUUGUUAGUGGCUUUUGAGUAAUACCAUUAACACUGGAAUGAACAAACACAAACCCUGGAUUGAGACAUCAUACCAUGGAAUCAUAACUGAAAACAAUGACACUGUGAUCUUGGACCCUCCCCUGGUUGCUUUGGAUAAAGAUGCUCCUGUUCCCUUUGCAGGUGAAAUCUGUGCUUUUAAAAUCCAUGGGCAAGAAAUGCCCUUUGAGGCUGUUGUGCUGAACAAGACAUCUGGAGAAGGUCAGCUCCGAGCGAAGAGUCCCGUUGACUGUGAGCUGCAGAAGGAAUACACAUUCAUCAUCCAGGCCUAUGACUGUGGAUCAGGACCAGGUGGAAAAAACUGGAAGAAAUCUCACAAGGCAGUAGUCCAUAUCCAGGUGAAGGAUGUCAAUGAGUUCUCCCCAGCAUUCAAGGAGAGUGUGUACAAGGCCUCAGUGACAGAGGGGAAGAUCUAUGACAGCAUCCUGCAGGUGGAAGCCACAGACGAGGACUGCUCCCCCCAGUACAGCCAGAUCUGCAACUACAAGAUCGUCACGGCAGAUGUGCCCUUUGCCAUCGACAGGAACGGUAACAUCAGGAACACUGAGAAACUGAGCUAUGAUAAACAGCACCAGUAUGAGAUACUGGUGACAGCUUUUGACUGUGGGCAGAAACACGCAACAGAAGAUGUCUUGGUGCACGUUAAUGUCAAACCCGUGUGCAAACCAGGCUGGCAAGACUGGAACAAACGGAUUGAAUACAGGCCUGGCUCUGGCAGCAUCCCCUUGUUCCCCAGCAUCCACCUGGAGACCUGUGAUGGACCAGUGUCCUCCAUCCACACCACCAUCGAGCUGCAGACCAGUUCCAUCGGAAAGGGCUGUGACCGCGAAACCUACUCCGAAAAGUCUCUGCAGAAAUUAUGUGGAGCUUCCUCAGGUGCCAUUGAUCUGUUACCAUCUCCCAGUGCAACAACCAACUGGACAGCUGGGCUCCUCAUGGAUAACAACGACAUAAUUUUUAAAUUUGAUGGAAAGCAAGGAGCCAAAAUCCCAGAUGGAAUUGUCCCGAAAAAUUUAACUGAUCAAUUCACCAUCACUCUGUGGAUGAAACAUGGACCUAGUCCUGGAUUAAGGGCCGAGAAGGAAACCAUUCUCUGCAACUCUGACAAGACAGAGAUGAACCGGCACCACUACGCGCUCUACGUGCACAACUGCCGCCUCGUGCUCCUGCUGCGCAAGGACUUCCACCGCGCCGACACCUUCCGCCCCGCCGAGUUCCACUGGAAGCUUGACCAGAUCUGUGACAAGGAGUGGCACUACUACGUGGUCAACGUGGAGUUCCCCGUGGUGACGCUGUACAUGGACGGGACCACCUAUGAGCCGUACCUGGUGACCAACGACUGGCCCAUCCACCCCUCCCACAUCGCCAUGCAGCUCACAGUGGGGGCUUGCUGGCAAGGAGGUGAAGUCACCAAGGCCAGGUUUGCUCAGUAUUUCCACGGCAGCCUGGCCAGUCUGACAAUCCGGCCAGGGAAAAUUGAGAGCCAGAAAGUGAUUUCCUGUUUGCAGGCCUGCAAGGAAGGCCUCGAUAUCAAUUCUCUUGAGAGUCUUGGCCAAGGAAUAAAGUAUCACUUCAACCCUUCCCAGUCAGUCCUUGUGAUGGAAGGAGAUGACAUUGAGAAUAUAAAUCAAGCCCUUCGAAAGGUCUCAUACAUCAACUCCAGACAGUUUCCUACUGCAGGCAUACGAUGUCUCAAAGUCUCAUCUAAAGUCCAGUGUUUUGGUGAAGAUGUCUGCAUUAAUAUCCCAGACAUAGAUGCCUAUGUAAUGGUGUUUCAGGCCAAUGAGCCUAAGAUUACCAUAACUGGGAUGGACCACUUUGCUAGACCAGCUGCAGAGUUUGAAAGUGAAAGAGGUGUUAUUUUGUUACCUGACAUCAGGAUCAUCAGCACAGUCACCAAAAUGGAGCAUUCAGUGGACUUGAGAGAAUAUGACAGAGCCAAUAAGCAAGUGGUAGUAGAGGAAAUGGUCCACAACUUGGAUUUCUGUGAUGUUUUGGUCAUUGGUGCAGAACUAGACCCCCAGCAGGAGUGUUUAGAACUAGAUCAUGGGGAGCUUCAAGGAAAACAUCUAGAUGCCACAAAUUCCACUGCAGGAUAUUCAAUCUAUGGUGUUGACAGCAUGUUCAGCUACGAGCAGGUGCUGCGGCAGCUCCGCUACCGCAACUGGGGCAGCUCGGCCACCUCCGACAGGAAAUUCAGGGUCAAGUGCUCCGAGCUCAACGGGCGCUACACCAGCAACGAGUUCAACCUGGAGAUUAAUAUUCUACACAGUUCCAACUCCAACUUCAUGGACCAUGUAAAUCACAUGAUAGUCCAGCCCAAAUUUCUCCAAUCUGUUCAGCACCCUGAGGGGAGUGUAAGUGCAGCUCACAGCUCAGUGAUUCCCGGCGUGGCCACAAUCGUUAUCAUCAUCUGUGUGAGCAUCCUGGUGUUGGUGAUAACCCUGGGAGUGUUCCGGCUCCGCUCGGCUCGUCAGCGCGGCUCCGUGGGGCACGAGGGAGCCAGGGAGAGCGAGAUGGACUGGGAUGACUCUGCUCUCACCAUCACUGUCAACCCCAUGGAGAAAUAUGAAAAGCCACACCAGACAGAAGAGGAGAGUGAGGAAGAAGACAUAGAUGAUGAAGAGGAAGACACAACCAGUGCUGAAUCAGAUGACAGUGAAGAGGAGGAAGAGGAGGAAGAGGAGGAGGAAGUGAUUGUCCAAAAGGGAGACAAACAGAAUGGCACCAGGCAAGAGCAGUUGGAGUGGGAUGAUUCAACACUCCCCUACUAACAAACAGCCCUCCAGCCACAGCUCUUUUGUAGCAACCAAUACAAUGUUUUUUCAGAGUCUAUGAAUUCAUUGACAGGAUUUGAACUUCUGCUUGCCUAUAACUGUUUAGCCUAAAAUGAUCUUGUUGUAGUAAUUGAUACUGAUAGAACUGACCCUUUUCUUACAAAGCCUGGGGAGAACGUGGUACAAACCUCCUGGUGCACACACUAAUAAAGUGAUCCAGAACUUGAUCUGUUAGCAAGCAUAGUUCUCAAUUUCCUGUUUCUACCCUGCAGAUGUGUGACAAAAGUCCUGUCACUCAAUCCAUUAAAGUUUUUGCCUUUGCUACUUUUUUCACACAGGAGAGAUUUCAGCUUGUUAUGGAAAAAUUACUUCUGUGGGUCUAAAUACCAGUUGCCAUCUAACUUCAUAUUCUUACAGGUGUAAAACACAUAAUCCACCUCCAAAGUGGGGCAGGGCUUUAGUGCUACAGGGGCUGAACUCCUGCCUUUUGGAUAUUAGCUGUCUUCUCCACGGGAAUAUCUAGGCUUGACAAGGGAUGCAUGUGUGCCUAUGUAGAUGUGGAUGGUGUAUUUUUUCAGGCAUGCUGUCAUACCCUCAAGAGAGGGAUUUUUAUCCAACCUACCAAUAGAAAUUAAAAAUGAGUUUAAGAAAAACAGCAACAAGAAGGGGCUGCUGAAGGUUACCAGAAAAAAAAACCAAAAAAACGACCCAGCUCAUUCUCUGUCCACAAAAGGUAAUAUGGUCUUAUGCAAACUGUAAAUUCUAAUGGGAUUGAUUCACUGAAAAUCUGUAGAGCUGUUCAUUAGUUAUGGAUUGAGCAAUUUGCAGCAAAUCAAUGCUUUAAACCGUCUGUCUCAUGGAAUCAUUGGCUUGCUGCAGCAUCUUACUGAACUAGAGGAAAAUAAGUGACCCCAUUAUUCCAGAACUAUGUAUGGCUGGGAUUUAAGCAAUUACUUUAAAUGAAGAAAAUGUUCCCUUUUGCUUAGUGAAUGCCAGCUGGAAUUCCUGUCUGACUGUAUUCUAGAGAAACAUGAUACCCUAUUUCUUCUGUACCCCUGCCUGCCUGUAGUGCACAAGAGAAAGGAACAACACUGUGAGCCCUCUUCUGUGCUCAUCAUUCUCCCUUAUUUCUUCUUCCUGAAGCCAUUAAAGUUGAGACUUUAUAAAGUAGACAAGGAAAAAUAAAACCUACAUGGAACCAAAAUAGUUGAAAACUAAAAUCUUAAGAGGUUGAGAGAGUAUUUUAGUUUGUUAUGGUAACACAGCAUAUUUUUCUUAAACACUGUUUAAAAAGAAAGAAAAAAAAAAAGGAAAAAGCAGAGUUAUGUACACAGUGUGUUGAUAAGUCUGUGUGGUGUGGUCUUUUGUCCCCUUUCUUUGAGUACCUUUGCAUCUUCAUCUGCUCUGCUUACCAAAUGCUGCAACAAUUGCUGGGGUAGCUUCUCCAAUGCUUAGAGGCAAAAUAGCAUGGAAGUGAACGCUGCUUAGUGGCUUGUCUGGGUUCUUUUCCUGAGUACUUUGUUUUCUUUGCAAUUUCAUCUUUGACUUUUGCUGUUGUAAUCUGCUGUUUAAAAUGAGCUGCUUCCUCUUUCCACUCCCCCAGUCAGUCUUGCCACAACAGAACCUUCCUGAGUGCCCUGAGUAGGGGCUGAUGUUGCAAAGGAUAUUUGGAACAAUCUUGAGGGAAUCCACCUCCAUCAAUACUGGAUUAUUCAGCAGCCCCUGAAUGUCAUGGGAUAUAGGGAAUACAUAGUGUGUUUGGGGGUUCUUGUAAUUCCAGUUUCUGCAUUUGAUAGCUGAAGGGAAAUGCUGACAACAACCAGGCCUUCUAGUAGAAUAGCUAGAAAGUAAAUGAAAGAAAAAUCUGUUUUAAUUUUAAAAUGAGAGAUAUUCAUGCUUUUAUUUGUUGUGCCAGCAAUCACGUUGCCACAUGCUUGUUAAGAUUGGCAAUGCAGUGGUUUUCUUUUGUUUUCAAUCCUGUUUCUUUCUAUUCCCUCACACAUACUAAUUUGGAAUACUUGCAGAAUCAAGGCCACAUAAGGUACAUUUUAUAUGCAGAAAUAACAACUGCAAAAAUGCCCACAAUUUCUGUUUAAUACAAAGUUAAUAUUUCUGAAUAUCUUGAACAAAAAAUGUUAUGUUAGAUCAGUUCCUACCAUCCUGCUAUUCUAGAUAAUUUCCUAGUUUUAAUUUUUUUAGUGACAUGAAGCAGGCUCUUCAUGAUGCUUGUUAUCAGCACAUAUCAGCAAAUCUUUCUGCUCAGAAAGAAAAGAUUUAAAAUUAAAUGUAGAUAUUUAAAAGUUAACUUCAGAUUUAAAACUGGACUUAAAUUAUUUUAAAGUUUCUGUUAUUCCUGAUGAUUAUUAUUAUAAUUAUUAUUAUUAUUGUUGUUGUUUUUGUUGUUGUUGUCAUAGCAAACAUUAGGACAACUUGAAAACAGCAAUUUACAAUCUUAUUGACAGCCUUUAAUUCUUUUAUAUGUUUGUGAAUUCAUCAGUGUGUUUCUCCAUCUAGUAGACUUACCUUUUUGUUACUGGAAGCAGACCUUUUUCAGGCUGUACUCAUACAUUACACAAGAAGCAAACAAAGUAUUUUCUCUACUGUAAAUAAACCUACAUUUUUAAACCUAAGCAAAGUAAUACAGGCAUGUGUGUUAUCACUAAAACCUGGUUUGCAGUAAGAUAUUCAGCAAACUAAAAUGUAUCACUGUACUUAUUUUAGAUUACUCAUUGGAGUGCAUUAUGCAGCAUUUUUCAUUCAAAUAAAUAGAAACAUCCUUUUCACAAAAUGGCAGUGAGAAUGAGAUACUUCUUUACAAAAUGGGCCCUAGAAUAUUUGGGUAGCACUGAAAGCAGUGACUUCCUGAGCAAAACUACUACUAGAAAAUCAGAGAAAUAUCUCCUUUUCUAAAACAAUUCUAACAACAUUUCCAUGCCUCUAGAAAUCAUUUUUCCAUGUAACCUACUUCCUUAAAAACCAACCAGAACACAUACACACACAUAUGUAUAUAAAGACACGUGCAUGGGGGGUUUUUGCCCCUAAUCAAAAACUAAAAUUCUCUCCUCCCUGAAAGAAGUGCUUAGAACUGUAAAACCAAGGUUGGAAAAGACCUGUGAGAUCACUGAGCACUGCCAAGCCCACUGCUGACAUGUCCCCAGGCCCCCCAUUCACAUGUCCUGCAAUUCCCCCAGAGGUGGUGACCCCACACGUCCCCAGGCAGCCUCUCCCAAUGAUCAUCCUUUCCAUCAGGAAAUUUUCCCCACUAUUCAGUCUACACCUCCCCAGGACAGCUCAAGGCUGUUUCCCCUUGUCCUAGCACUUCUUGAGAAGGGAAACCAUCCCCUCCUGGCUGCAGCCUCCUCUCACAGAGCUGGAGUUUAAAAAAGUCUCUCUUGAGCCUCCUUCCCUGCAGGCUGAGCCCCCCCAGCUCUGUUCCCUUCCCUGGACCCACUGCAGCCCCUCAGGGUGUGUCUUGUGCUGAGGUGGCUUUUUUUACACUAACAAAAAAACAAGUGUAUCCAAAGAAAGCAGUUCUGAAGAGGUACCCACAAUCCAUGGCAUCAGGAAUCCAGAGGUGACAACUGAGGUCUAAAAUGACAUCACAUCAAUGACGCCUUUAAGUUUUUGAAGUUCUACUCUAAGGCUGGAAAAAGCUGCAAAACCUACAAAUGUAAAUUAAAGAUGUUAUCUGAAUUAAUAAAACUGCCUAAGAGGCUAUUUGUGAUUAACAGCUCCCAUUUCUCUUUCACUUCUACCCCAUCCACAGGUGUUUUAUCUUUGCAAGUAAAACUUAAAAUGCACAGUUGAGAUUAAUCUCAAUAUUUAGUGCAUUGGCUGACACCAGUUCAAAUUAGAAAUAGACAUGUAGGGUUUGUGACAUCUUUAAUACUAAUUAAAAUAAACUGUUGCUAUUCUCUUAUGCCAACAGGUAGUACCUUGCAGUGGUGGUGGGACUGGUUUUACCUCACCAGAGGCUAAUGGGAGGGAGCAGCUUAUUUUCCUGUCUGGCAUGUGGCAGUGAUGAACUUGCUGAGCACCAUCCUUACUCCAUUCUGGAACAAAGCAAGGCUCAGAAAGGAUCAGAGUGUUCUAAAUUUCCUCCUGUGGUGAUGAAAUCCACUGUUUCCACUGCAGGAGCUGUCUCUGCCUGACCCCAAACUGAAAAUAAUGCCAUGGGAGAUCAGCAGCCCCAGGUAAUGGGCAGAGGGUCCCUUAAUUCACUGUGGCAAAGCCUUUUGAGCUUUGAUAAAAUAAUUUUUGAUAAAUAAUAAAUAAUUUGUGUCUCAGCUGUCCCUUUCCCCAGCUGUGACCUCAGAGGCAGCAGCACUGCCUCUUCUGAAAUUUUUGGUGUCAGCACACACAGCUCUUCAUUUCCACAGAACUGCACCAGGAAAGACUUCACUGGAGUAGCAGCAGGUAAAGGUCUGGUGGGAUGGAGCUGCUUCUGGUAUCGUGGAAUAGAAAUUAUAAUACCAAAAUUAAGGAUGUUUGCAAAAACAUCUGGAUAAUGAGAGAGAGAGAGGAAAUAAAGCUGUGGGUACAUCUCCUCUAAGGUGCUUCCCUUUCCCUUAAUUCACAUAUGCUGACCAGAAUAAGGAUCUCAAAACUAGGAUAUCCCCAGCCUCAGGGGAGAUAACAGGUUUUAUCAGGUCCUGCCCUGAUAAAAUUACUGAAUAAAAAAAAGUGGAAAUAUUGGGAGGAAGCUGGUUGAUGCAGCAGCCUCAUCUAGCGGCAGGUGUUGAGAUCUCUGGGUGAUCCCUGUGGGUGCUGACCUUCAUGGAGCAACUGCUCCAUCAAAAAGAUUGCCAAAGAAAUCACACUACCCUCUAAAUCACUAAAUUAAUUCCUGUUGAUGGUACAUAAUCCUGUGCUGUAUAACCUCCCCCAUGCUCCAAGCAGUAUCAGCAGCCACAGAAUGGGAUUAGGUUUUCUCUCAGCACAGCCAGGCCUUGUUCCUGCACAGCCAGAGCCUGCCGAGCUCACAGCAUCCCAGUGUGGGAAAAAGCAGCUAGCCCAUCCCUCAAAGACUUCUGUGUUAGCAAAGAAACCAACAUUCCCAACACCAAACCAUGCAACACUUUGUAAUAUAAAAUAAAUGCUUCUCACAGCACCCAGAAGUUGUGAUCUUAUACAAUCUUUGUACAUUUGGGUCAAAUGUGUUGUGUUUUUUUUUUUAAUAAAGGCAUAACAAGCAGUGUGUGGGGAGUGAUGGAAAGUGACAUGGAUCAGGUUCCCUGAAGCUGCAUGUCUCAGAUUGUGUAUCCAAUGAUCAGACUUCUGGUUGCUGGACUCUCUUGGAAUCCAACUUCAUUUUUUUUAGCAUGGAGAAUAAAGACACAAAGAAUAGAGACAACCACUAAAGCUACAGCGGAGCAAAAUCCCUACUCUCUUAACACACCCAAUCUCAAGAAAUAUUUCUGUUAAAUACAUUGGGAAAAUUGCUCCAGUGAUAUCUCAUAAAGUAAUUAUAAUUCAUCAUCUUUGUAGGAUUAGCAAGGUACAAGCCUGGUAUGUUCUUUUUGGUUUUUUCUCUGUAAAAGAAGACAUGGCCAUAAAUUAAAAACACACAACACUUGAACAGUGCAAAAACGAAAGGGGAGCAAGGGCUUUAAUCUCCUUAGCCUCUGUCUAACAUAGGGGUUAAAAUAAUAAACAACUUUAGCCCUCAUUAUUGAAACUCAGCAGAAUAAAAUCAACCCAGGAAGUUUUGUAUAUUCACAUUUUCUGGUGAUGAAAAGGGAGGCAUCAGAGCAGGUACCCUUAUUCUCUAGAGGCAUUUUGCUGCCUUUGGAGUAUGGGUUGCCAGUGGUUUCCUUGUUAUGAUUUCCAUGUCUCUGCUGGCAACAGGAGCAAUGCUGAAGCAUCCUUUGAGACCCUGGUGGUGAACCAGAAUUCAGUAAUUCUCCUGCAGCUCUGCUCCCAUCCCUCCAUGCUGCAGCACUCCAAACAUAUGCAGCAGGAAUGACACAGUGGUUGCAGUGGAGAGCUCUAGGCUGGUGCUUCAUUAGUUACUGCCCAUAAAGAAACACCCUCAGCAGCAUGGAGCACUGCAAAAGUAUGAAACAGAGUUCAGGAAAAGCCCUCAUUCUUACUUUCAGUAGUAGCUCAUGGGGAAAUUGUGCAUUCAUCAGCUGUUGAAGCUCCAUGGCCGUGUAUUGUCACUAUUUAUGUCUGUGCUGAGAACAAAGAAGCAGCAGAUUUUUUUUUCCCCUGUUAAGUACAUUGUACAAUAAAAGAGUUCAGCUUUCCCUUGACAAGGUGCACAAAGCUUGCCAAAUGCAAAAAGAAGCUUUCCAAAUUUUUCGAAGCUUUUUGAAGCUUUUUCAGUUUUUCCCUAUUUUCCAAAUGGGGAACAAAGGUUUUACAAUGGUAUUCCAUCACCAUACUUCAGAAACACAGAAAAUUUAAUGGGAGUAAAAUGCUUUUCUGCAGCCCCACCUAUUCCUUUUCUAUAAAUCUGGAUACAGUCUUGGGUUUUCAGAGGCAUUUAACUUCCCAGAUGGGUAGAAAGUUCUUUCAGGUGUCUUUUGGUGUACUAAUAUAUAAUACUAUUUUUGGCUGAAGGUUUCAGGAUAUCCUAAGGGGGGAGGAAAAGAAAAGGUUUUUAAAAUUGCAAUGUCCUUUUUUUUCCUACUCCUGCCUCUCCUAACUAUAUAAACAGGUACAAAAGAGUUAUCAGACAACCCUGACCAAUUCUGUGACUACAAUGACAUUUCAAAGCAGUACUGAAAUUGGCAAUAAAUCUUUGUCUAGAAGCUGCUUAAUGUGCAAUAGAUGAGAAGGUGGAUGGUUGUUUUAACUGGGUGUGCUCCUUGGAAUAUGAAAUGGAUCAACUACAGUCAGUUCCAUUAGAAAAUCAAGUUUUCACUUAAGGAAGAGUAAGCAGAAAGGCAGAAGAGAAUACUACAUGAACAACAGAAAGCGUUAAUGUUUACAGUGAUGUGAAAAAAAUUGAAAUUUAAUCUUGUAGAAAAGAUAGAGACAGAAAGGCUUGAGUGUCGAAUAGAAAUAAAAUGGAAACAUUUUCUGUUUUGAUGCCAGAACUCACACUGUCAUGAUGAACAAAAAAGAGAAGGGAUGUAGGAUGUCAAAGGGUUCUGAGAUGACCAGACAUAGAUGCAAUACACAUCAAUUACGUUGCAAUACACAAAAAUUAUGUUUUGUGUACACAUACAUGUUGUGUACAAGAAAAAUCACAGAAUGGUGCCCGUGGGGAGGUGGUGGCUGUGGUGAUGAAGGAGAACUUGUAGGGUUUUAGCCUGGCUGAUGCUGAAGUUGCCUCCUUGAGUUCCAGAAGAGCUGGGAAGGGAGCAGCAGGGCCAUGGGAGUUGUUGCUACCCUGUACAUGCAUGAAGUAGAAAAAUGUAGAGCCAAAGCCAGCCCAGGGAGCCUGGGGCACACAUUCUGUCUACUGUGACUCAAGUUUGAGGGCACAGUUACCACAUAGUUUAAUUUGAUGUAAGAAAUGGAACUUUUGCCCACAGACAGUUGUUGAUUUGUUUCAGAGAACAAACAUACUCCAUGGGUUGAUGAGAAGCUGGAGACACCGAAAGGAGAACAUACUCCAUAUUGAAAAGGCCCUCAAGUAAACUUUUUGUAGUGAUACAAUCUCCUAAGUGGCCACAUAGUUAGGACUCCUGAUUUUUGAAAAAUUUUCAAGGAUAACCACCAUCCCUGCACCGAUCUGAGAGCUGAAGUUAUUGCCUCCAUUCUCAGAAUCAAUUACUGGCACGUUUAUUUUUGGCCUCUCCACAAACAGACGUAAAAGUGUGAGGUACAUCUGAAAAGAAAUGAGGUUUUUAUAUGUAUUCUGCUGCAAAUACUGCACCACCAGUUCAGUACAUUUUUGAUUGUGGUUAACAGGCAGUUCUGCUCAGACAUUCAUCACAACAGAGAUGAGAAGAUACAGCAGAGUGCAUUAUUGCUUUGAGGGGCAAUACACACUAUGGGUGGGCUUCCUAGGAACUGUUUCAUCUCAACUUCAAUGUGUGUAGAAGUUCAUACUAGACUUAUCAAAUUCUAGAAAUAAAGAUUAGUAGACAAAAGGGAAAAGUAGUUCCAGUAGAGUAUUAUGCUAACAGUGCAGAAUUCUUUCCCAGAAUAUGUUUUUUCAGUGUUAGGGGUGGGGGUGCUUCAACCUACUUUAAUGUUUCUAGGCUUGGGGCUUCUACCUCUUCCCCUGGGAGAUUGUUCUAGAGUCUAUUAGAAUUCACCAUUAGAAAGCUUUUCCUGAAAAUGAAUUUAAAUAAUCCUUUUUGUAAUUUUUAUCACAUUAGUCUCAGUUAUACCCUUUUGCUUUAAAUAGUUCCUCUAACUAUGAUUUAUAUCUGUUGAAUAUUUUUAGAUAGUUAUCAAGUUCAUUGCCUUUGGCCAUUUAUUAGAGAAGCUAUGAAACCCUUCUCAUCCCAAUUCAUUCCUUCACUUUUGUAUUUCUUACCUUUUCAUUAAAUGUCUUUAAUCCACAAACUAAAUCCCAUGCUAUUUCCUUAAAUGAGUCACAGUCAGUUCAUUCCCUUAAGGUGCUCUGUGUUGGUGCGUGUCACUGCAUAAGUUGUCAAACAUUAAACAAUAAAUUUGAAUUGAAACCUGAUUUUGUAAAAAUCUUUUCUGUAAUCUGUGGAUAAGUUCUCAUAUGAUAUGAAUUUGGCAGUGUAUUUUACACGGGUAUGAUUUAACAAAAUAUAAAUAAACAGUGAAUAAACACUGGAGUCAGCUAAACAGUAAUACAAAGUAGAAUUUGUCAAAAAUUA
Molecule: messenger RNA, 11623 nt
Organism: Cyanistes caeruleus (blue tit)
Lineage: Eukaryota; Metazoa; Chordata; Aves; Passeriformes; Paridae
Source: RefSeq, a predicted model, not a curated record